Molecule: messenger RNA, 829 nt
Organism: Panicum virgatum (switchgrass)
Lineage: Eukaryota; Viridiplantae; Streptophyta; Magnoliopsida; Poales; Poaceae
Exons: 5
Coding region: 197-781 (194 amino acids)
Source: RefSeq, a predicted model, not a curated record
GGAGCUGUAAGAGGGGAUCCUGCAUGCCGCUACAUGCGUUACAUGGACGACCUAGACUGCCUCACUCAAAAUCAGAUCUUCUGGACACCGUACAGUAGAGCCGAGCUGGACGAGUUGGAACUGAGUGAUAUUUGCACACGCGAUGCCGAACUGUGGAGGACUUGCGUGCCUUUGAUUUUUUUUCUUUGUAGUCGAGAUGCACUUGCCGCACCGUGUCAAGAGACAGUUCGGCAGAUUGCAAGACUUCCCUCCGGAGGGAAUUUCGACGUCCCAAGCUUUGCAUAGUAUUGACAGGAAGAAACGGUACACUGAGAAUGAUUGGCGUGUCAAACACGCACAGCCACUGGCACAGUGGGAACAAAGGCAAAAGAUGCAUCCGGAAAGUGGACCGGCACAUAGGCACAACCAUUACAAGGAGUACCUUCGGUGGCUUCAUUCAGUGGCUAGAGUUUCAGUCAAGCCACCACAAUCCACUGAACCUAUAGAAGACCACGCGGACACAGACGAUGAUGAUGACAUCAUCGAUGCGUACGAUGAUAUCACUCGUGGAGGAGUUCAGCCCGAACGGGGCCCUUUGCAAAACUACAUGGCACAACAACUCGGACGCCUCGCUAACGAGGCUGGCGUGGCAAUGGCUCAUGCAAACGAAGGAGACAAUGCCGGGGGGCACUUUAGGGCAUUUGUCGAGAGAGUCCGUCGGAGCUGCAGGCGGAUGGCCGCUAGGGUCAAUUGCAUGGCUCGGCUAGACGAGGCGUUUGGUCCACAGGCCUCUGGUGCGUAAACUUCAAGUGCACGUGGCCCCACUUCCAGCAUACGGACACCGAUUCAC